AUAAGUAAGAUGUGACAUCCCUAAAUAGUUAGUGUCAUUUUUAAUUUACUAAACUCACACUUUGUUACAUAUUUGCAGGCUAACCAAUAUGGGCAGGGGUUGGAGUUUAUACGAUUGGAGGGAAGAGAACAGUGAAUGGGUACACAAGUGGACAAAUGAAGCGCUAGCAGAUAUAGUGCGUGAACUUAGGCCGUACGAUGGAAGUACAGAUCAAGCGUACAAGCAGUGGUACUGCAUGAACACACGUGCUAGCCUGGCCAGUCAGCCAGCUACUAUACCAACACAUCUCACACAAGAGGAGCAGGCGCGGAGACAUGUUGAGCUGCAUGCAGCUUACUAUCGUGACCACCUGCUUGAAAAUGUCAACGAAGUAGGGCAGAUGGCUACGGAUAGCAUGCCGGCCCAGGGCCCAUAUCGCAAGACAUUCCAGAAACUUUUGCAACAAUUCGUGGCAAAGAAGUUCAGAUGCGGUAGAGGCGACGACGUUGCCACUGGAGCAUACAUGCCGGUAGCGAGGUCAGCCAGACCGAGUGCGGCACCGUCGUCCAGACCGAGCGAGGCGCGUACGAGCCAUGAGCAAUGA
Molecule: messenger RNA, 583 nt
Organism: Triticum dicoccoides
Lineage: Eukaryota; Viridiplantae; Streptophyta; Magnoliopsida; Poales; Poaceae
Exons: 3
Coding region: 89-583 (164 amino acids)
Source: RefSeq, a predicted model, not a curated record